This is a messenger RNA of Corticium candelabrum, 2389 nucleotides long. RefSeq names its product vesicle-fusing ATPase-like. NCBI's taxonomy places the organism in Eukaryota, Metazoa, Porifera, Homoscleromorpha, Homosclerophorida, Plakinidae. The record is from RefSeq and is a predicted model, not a curated record. Bases 30 to 2258 code for a protein of 742 amino acids. Gene Ontology annotation, biological process: intra-Golgi vesicle-mediated transport; Golgi to plasma membrane protein transport; SNARE complex disassembly. Gene Ontology annotation, cellular component: Golgi stack. The transcript has 28 exons. Gene Ontology annotation, molecular function: ATP binding; ATP hydrolysis activity.
UCAGGAUCCCGUAUCAUUGACUCGACAAAAUGAAAGUAACGAGAAGUCCGUCUGACGAUCUUUCGCUAACGAACUGUGCUUUUGCACAUCCGGAUGACUUUCCGAACGAAGACCAGAGAUAUGUACAAAUGGCGACGAGACACGGACACGAACAGUUUCUCUUCACGUUGAAGAGGAGUCCUAAUAUUGCCAAAGGCAGCAUUGGGCUUAGCCUUGUGCAGAGAAAAUGGACUAAUGUAACUAUAGGGGAAGAGGUGGAAGUGGCUAACUUUAACUUCUCUAACAACUACCUGAUCAGCUCUCUGGUGUUGGAGCUCGAUUAUCUCACAAAACCAAGGGGUGGUGUACAAGACUCGUACAAUACUGAUGACAUGGCUACGGACUUUACAACUCAGUUUAAUGGUCUUGGGAUCACUGUGAACCAAAAUCUUUAUUACAAGUUUGGUGAAACAAAACUUCUCAGUGCUAAAGUCAAAUCUCUUGAAGUUGCUGAUGUUGCUGUAUUGAAGGGAGUUAGUGGAAAGUCAUCACAGGCUGCUCAACAAGGAGUCAUUAUGCCAAAUAGUCGAAUUCUCUUCGAAAGAGCAGAUAACUCUCCUCUGGUUCUCACCGGGAAAGCAAAGGGUGAGCAGGCCAAGAUGUCGUUGAUCAAUCCAGAAUGGGAUUUCCAGAAAAUGGGCAUUGGGGGAUUAGACAAGGAGUUUUCAGCUAUUUUUAGGAGAGCAUUUGCGUCUCGUGUGUUUCCGCCUGAAAUUGUUGAGCAAAUGGGUGUGAAGCAUGUGAAGGGAAUUCUACUAUUUGGUCCUCCUGGAACAGGCAAGACUCUGAUGGCUAGACAGAUCGGGACCAUGUUGAAUGCAAGAACACCAGAAAUAGUCAACGGCCCAGAGAUCUUGAAUAAAUAUGUUGGAGAGUCAGAGGCAAACAUCAGACGACUAUUUGCUGCUGCUGAGGAUGAGCAGAAACGAGCUGGUGCUAACAGUGGACUUCAUAUCAUAAUUUUUGAUGAAAUAGAUGCAAUUUGUAAACAACGAGGAUCUAUUACUGGCAGUGCAGGAGUUCAUGAUACUGUUGUCAACCAAUUGUUAGCAAAGGUCGAUGGUGUUGAACAGCUGAACAACAUUUUAGUGAUUGGAAUGACUAAUAGGAGGGAUCUUAUAGAUGAAGCUUUGCUAAGACCAGGAAGACUUGAAGUUCAAAUGGAGAUUGGACUUCCUGAUGAGUUUGGUAGACUGCAAAUAUUUAACAUACAUACAGGCAAAAUGCGAGAACACAAGAAGCUGCAUUCUGAUGUUGAUUUUGGACAACUAGCUCGUCUCACCAAAAACUUUUCAGGUGCUGAAAUUGAAGGACUUGUUCGAGCUGCUCAAUCGUGUGCAAUGAAUAGGCUAAUCAAGGCUGAUUCCAAGGUGCACGUUGAUGCAGAGGCCGCUGAGAAGGUUCUUAUUGAUAUGAAUGAUUUUCUGAGUGCUUUGGAGAAUGAUGUUAAGCCUGCAUUUGGUGUAAGCACUGAAGACUUUGAGAAGUUUAUCAGAAAUGGUGUUGUAGACUGGGGUCGUCCUGUUCAUCGCAUUUUGGAGAAUGGAGAGCUUUUUGUUCAGCAGACACAACACAGUGACAAGACACCACUUGUUAGUGUACUGCUUGAGGGUCCUUCUGGAGCUGGCAAGACUGCUCUAGCAACAAAAAUUGCAAUGACCUCCAACUUUCCGUUUGUGAAAAUUUGUUCACCAGAGAACAUGGUUGGCUACACAGAAUCUGCCAAAUGUCUUGCAAUCAAGAAGAUUUUUGACGACGCAUACAAAUCUCAACUCAGUGUCAUUGUUGUAGACAACAUCGAGCGUCUUGUAGAGUAUGUACCUAUUGGUCCUCGGUUUUCCAACACCAUUUUGCAGGCUCUGCUUGUUCUGUUUGAGAAACAUCCUCCUAUGGGUAGGAGAUUGUUGAUCAUUGGUACAACAAGCCAAAAGGAUGUUUUGGAAAUGAUGGGAAUGACGGCAGUCUUCAACACAAUUUGUCAUGUGUCUUGCAUCAGCAAUGGCUCUGAACUCCUGGCAGCAUUACAGGCACUGGAUGUGUUUGAAGACUCUGAGUUGGAAGAAAUCAAGAAGAAAGUUGGAAAGCACAGUUUGUGGAUUGGAAUCAAGAACUUGCUGAUCUUGGUUGAAAUGGCCAGACAGAGCUCGAAAGCAACACGAGUUGCCAAAUUUCUAGACCUUUUGAGAGAUGAAGCAGACUACAAGGGUCCAAGUCAUUGAUUGUUGUGUGACCAGUUUAGUUGAUGUAUUUCAUACUUAUAACUGUUUAAAUUCUGUACUCAAGACAGCUCAUUGUACAAUUUGUGGUGUGAAUGGAAAUUUUGCAGGAAGUUGAUAGAAUUAGCAGUGGA